CUUGAAACAAAUCCAUUACUUUUGCGAAUUCAUCGAUCGCAAUCAUGGCGGACACGGAUACGCGACGCGACUAUCGAGAUGGGGGAGGCCGCGAUCGCGGAUACGGCGGCGGUGGAGGUGGCCGCGGCUACAACAAACGCAAGCGCAGAGAUGAUGAUGACUACGAUCAGGGCUUCCGCAACCAGCGACAACGCCAGGAGCCGCCACCGGGCACGAGAAUUAGGAAGGGUCUGCUCGAGAUUGGCGAGGACCUGUUGCGUCUGCCGCAUGAGGUGGCUGCGAACGUAGCCAAGCUGGCUGCAGACAACUACGAGGACGAUUAUGUCAAGGAUACAUUCCGGGUCGCUUCGCUCAAGCUGGUCUUGGAGCAGCCUUUUAAGAUCCCAUUCAUUGCCGCUGUUGUGCUCUAUGCGAAUGCGGAAAAGUCAGAAAUGACAGAAGAUGUGAUCAAGCAUGUCGCACAAGAGCUGCAAGCUGCGAUGGAUGCUGGAAAACUCAAGGAAGUGAAGCUUCUGCUGCGCUUCCUGGCCUGCCUCGGACCUCUCUUCGAACAGGAUGGAAUUGUGCCAAUCUUGGAUGAGCUUUUCGACAAGGCGGCCGAUUUGCAAACCGCUUCGACUGAGGAUGCAGUCGGUAUCGAACUCUGCAAGAUCAUCUUGCUCACGAUCCCGUAUCUUAUUGCAUCCUCCACGGACGCCUCAUCUUUGGCGCAGAAGGUCGGAGAAUUGCUCGAGAAGACCGAGAUCAUUGCAUCCACUUCGCAUGCUUUGGAGGCGCUCGUCGACCCAUAUCCUCAACAAGAUGGUCAAGAGAAGGCUAUGGCGUGCCAAAGUGUGGUCUCGCUCUUGCAAGCGCAACUUAACGAGGAGGCGAACAAUGGCUGGAAGCUAUUCUGCAUACCGCGAGUCUACGAUCCGAGUUACAAGCCGGCAGCUGUGAAGACCGAGAACGGCGACGGCGAGGGUGAAGGCGAAGGCGAAACGAAUGGCGUCGAGGAAGCCAAAGAACCAGCAAAGCACACCUUCCCGUCAAUCACAGUACCGUCAACGAUCAGUGCGGGAACUAAGAUCUUGCUGCCAGAGGUCUACUUCUCCUUAUUCGCGGACCAGGAGAUCGAGUCGGUACCGCCGACCAACAACAUCGCGGCGUCUCUCUUGCGUGAUGCGACUACCGACACGAUCAACAUUCUGGACUUCAAUCGAAACGCCGUGGCGAAGUUUCUUAAUGAGAUUGAUUGCUAUUGGGCGAAAGACACAUUUGUCAAGCGUUCGACCACGUUUGACAAGCUACGCGAUCUGCCAGAAGGCAGACCAACGUGGAAGCCAGAGGACGUCACGAUCGAUGCCAUUUUCUCCCAGAUUUUCCAAUUACCCACACCGGAACACCGACUUGUGUAUUAUCACUCACUGAUUACCGAGUCUUGCAAGAUCUCGCCCGGCGCGAUAGCUCCGAGUCUGGGGCGAGCGAUCCGCUUCCUGUUCCGCAGCAUCGAUCAGAUGGAUAUGGAGUUGUCUUAUCGAUUCAUGGAUUGGUUUGCUCAUCAUCUCAGCAAUUUCGAGUUUCGAUGGAAGUGGACCGAGUGGAUACCUGACGUCGAGCUACCUAACCUCGAGCCGAAGAAGGCAUUCAUCAACGGAGUCUUGGAUAAGGAGAUCCGAUUAUCAUUCGCAAAGCGUAUUCGAGCAACCCUCCCGGAGCCUUACCACAAGCUCAUUCCGGCCAGCAAGGAGAAAGAUAUUCCCGACUUCAAAUUUGCCAACGAGCAGACCCCAUAUGCGAAGGAGGGCCAGGAAGUCCUGGCGCUAUUGAAGAAGAAGGCGCCUGAGGACGAGAUCCAGAAAGUCCUCGAUUCUGUUCACGAACAGGCAGCUGCUCGUGGAGUGGCAGAUCCUCUUGUCGCAUCCACGGACAUCUACAUGACCUCCAUCCUCAGUAUCGGAUCCAAGUCACUGUCGCACGUGCUGUCGACCAUUGAUCGCUGCAAAGAGCGUCUCCUAAACAUCGGACAAUCGUCUGAGUCGGCGCGGAGACAGGUCAUCGCUUCUGUAGUUGACUUCUGGUCGGAUCACCCAGGCACUGCAGUCAACAUCGUUGACAAGCUGCUCAACUACACCAUCAUCACGCCGAUGAGUGUAAUCUCCUGGGCGCUUGUGGACAAUAUGGAUCGCGGACGGGCACUGGCUAGUAGCCAGGUCUACGAAAUGGUGAGCAUCACCAUGUUCAAGGUCACGAACCGCGUGAGACAAGUCCUCGGUGAGCGCAACAAUCUCAACUUGGACUACUCGAGCCGAAAGCAGAUCGAUGAGGCGCUGCCGAAUGAGCGACAAGCUAUGCGCGAUCUGUUCGCCGCCAUCGAGGACGCUGUCUCAGCAGUAGCGAACGGUGCUCAGGAUGAGAUGAUUGAGCGCUAUGAUGGAGAUAACAACGAGCAACAGCUUAUUCAGCUCUGGGGUCAGCGCUGGGCCAGAGUUUGGAGACGCAAGGCUGCCGUCGAGGAAGCUAUCGUCGGCGAGGCAGUCAUUGGCCCGCUUGAGGAGCCUGCUGUCGUCGAGCAGCCUGACGUUAUGGAGGACUUUGAUCAGGUAUCUUAGCAAGAUCGUGACGAAGUCCUCUAGUCGUCUGUCCCUCACGGGUCCUGCGCUAGCGAUGAGGCAAUAUGUCUGAAAUGGAUCACGAUGUGCCAUCGAUGAAGGUCGUCACGAACCGGCCACGAAGUAAAGCGCAGGUCUUGCAUAGCAACCACGUUGCUUUCCUUGCGAAUACUGCGGCUACGCAGCUGCAGACUUGCACACAUAUGCUACACGCUUCAAUGCACUUGUCGAAAUGUUAUGCAUCAUAGAAAAGCUGCCACGAAAAACCAGCGUCGCAAAACAGAUGAAUUGGAAAGAUACGUUGCUUGUCCACUCCAGAGCAUCCCAUCCCAUCCCAUCCCAUC
Cercospora beticola is the source of this 2935-nucleotide messenger RNA. It is a transcript of the gene STO1, whose product is annotated as Sto1p. Gene Ontology annotation, biological process: nuclear-transcribed mRNA catabolic process, nonsense-mediated decay; mRNA export from nucleus. Gene Ontology annotation, cellular component: nuclear cap binding complex; nucleus. The record is from RefSeq and is a predicted model, not a curated record. NCBI's taxonomy places the organism in Eukaryota, Fungi, Ascomycota, Dothideomycetes, Mycosphaerellales, Mycosphaerellaceae. Gene Ontology annotation, molecular function: mRNA binding; RNA cap binding.